AUGAUAGGAUUUGGCAUCGUAAUCUGUCCUUCACUUCCGGGAAGCUCUGCCUUGAGGGCUUCUCCUUCGGACCCUCGGUGUAUGAAUGGUAGAAGCACGUGCCACACGCGUUACGUCUCGAUGCCGAUGGCAAAGAAAUUCCAAUCAAAGGUGCCUAACCUUAUCGGAUUUUGCCUUCAAACCUCAACUCUUUUCGAACUUUCCAUUUCUCCUUUUCUAUAUGCGCUGGGAAAGAGUGCAAGGGUAGUUGAGGGUGGGGGUAAGAGAAGGGUGUUUGCCAUAGGCAACUAUGUCUCACAGGUGAUACUCCGUCCAAUCCAUAAUUGGUUGAUGGAUCGUUUACGGUCCAUUCCAAUGGAUGGAACUUUUGAUCAGGAGCGUCCCUUGUUAAGACUAGUGCCUGCUGACGUGUGCUUUUCUUAUGAUCUUAAAUCAGCUACCGACAGGUGGCCGAUAGCUCUCAUGAGUGAGCUACUGAAGGAAGUCUUUGGUCCGACUGUGUGGACGAUUGGGAUUAGGUCCUUGGGAUUGUCGAGCUUUACAACUCGAUGGUUCCCAGGAGGUCAAAAAUCCCUGUCAUUCCGCAUUGGGCAGCCCUUGGGCAUUUGCUCCAGCGGUGGCUGGGCAGUGAUCUUUGUGGUAGCGGGGGUAGAAUUCGGAAGGCUGGCCGGGGUUGUGUCCUUCCGAGCGGACGAGGUCGGCUCGGUGACCGAGGGCUUGCGUUGCGUGGAGGUCUUACAGAGCCACGGGCUUGGACGUUACUUCUGA
Striga asiatica is the source of this 768-nucleotide messenger RNA. The record is from the annotation of a GenBank genome assembly. Lineage: Eukaryota; Viridiplantae; Streptophyta; Magnoliopsida; Lamiales; Orobanchaceae.